AAAGUGGCUCUCUAUCCCUCUCAUUCUCUGUAAAACACUGGUGGCGUCUUUGUUUCAAAAUCCUACUGAUAAAGCAAAGAUAAUCUCACUUUUCAUUGAAAAUCAGUCUUGUUUUCAGCUUUCUAUUCGUUCAAAAAAUAAAAGAUUUGAUGGAAAAAUCAUCAGCAAAACCUAAGUUAUUAGGUACAAGUGCAAGUGAAGGAAUUGAUAGAAUAAGCUAUUUGCCAGAUGAUAUACUCCACAAUAUCCUUUCAUCUCUUUACAUUUUUGAUGUGGUUCACUUAAGCAUUUUGUCUAAAAGAUGGAACUAUAUAUGGAGGACAAUGCCUUACUUGCAUUUCGAUAUUAAUCUCUUUCGUUAUGAACGGAUUAAACGGCCUUGGGAUUUGGUUAUGGCUGAAAAUUUUAAAGACUUUAUCAAUACGGUCUUAAUUUCCCAAUGUGGGGUUAGUCUUGUUUGCUUUAAGCUUUGUUGUGGCAAUCUUUUUGAUAAAGAGGCUAUUUUUCGAUGGGUUCGUGUGGCAACUAAGCGAAAUGUUCAAGAACUUGUGUUAAGUUUUUGUCCUGUUGCGCAGUUUGAGUUGCCAUAUUGUGUUGCGACUUGUGAAUCUUUACGAGUUUUGAAAUUACAGCUUUAUAGGGCCAUACUUAAGCUGCCUAAUCAUAUGGGAUUUUCCCAGCUCAAAUUGCUUAAUCUUGAGAGAGUUAACUUAUCGAACGAGCAUUUGACAUGUGGUUUGCUCUCAAAAUGUCCCGUCCUAGAAAAAUUGAUACUGGAAGAGUGUACUUUUGGAACUACGAUUGAUAUUGCUUCGACAUCUCUGGUUUACGUGUCUCUACAGAAAGGUGAUGAUGAUGGAGAAAUUUACAGAAAUUGUAAUGUCAAAAUUUCUUGCCCGAAUCUCAAGGUCUUGAAAUAUGGUGCUCCAAUGGCAAAGGAUAUAAUUUUAGAGAAUCUCUUCUCUAUAGAAGUUGUUCACAUCUUAUUUUUUGAUCUGGAUGAUGUAACCGAAGAACUUGGCAUGCUUGUGCAUAAGAUGAUCAAGAAUGUUCCUUCUACAUCUGCUUUGAAAUUAUGCUUGUUGUCCAUUUGGGGUCUGUGUAGUGUAUCUCAACAACUAAGAAACUUCCCGGUCACGUUUUAUAACCUCAAGUCCUUAAAAUUGACAGUGACAAUUGAUGUAUUUAGCAUGGAAGUCAUGAUGCUAUUGCUCAAGCAUUCUCCUAAUUUAGAGGUUCUUAAUUUGUUUUCCGAUGAUGCUGAUGGCAGGGAUGAAACCUUGAAGAUGCAUGAACCUAGUGAAAGCUUUGUGUGCUUCGAAUCUCAUCUAAAAUCGAUUAAGUUGGCUGGUUUCAAAUACCAUGACAAUGAGAUGGAGCUACUAAGGUUUUUCUUGAAGAAUGCACGUGUAUUAGAAAAACUGAUAAUUGUUUGGGAUGACCCUGAUGACAUACCAGAAGAGGCAUCGGAGGAGGUUUUGAAGUUUCCUAGAACUUCUUCAAAUGUUGUCGUGACAUUUCUUGAUUUCAACCUCAAAUCAAGAUCUCGUUACCGCACAAUAUAGUUUAAAAGAGGUUUUGACUGUUAGUACUUAGACUAAUGAGCAAGUGCAUGGCACCUCUAAGUUUAUGAAUUUCUACUACUAUUUUUCCUUUAAAAAAGCACGGAAAAUUCAGCUGGACAUCCCUCGAUGAAGCAUGUUUGACUCAGGACAACCUCAACAGAAGAAACACAUCAGCAUGUGUUACAUGUGUCUUCAAAAUUCAGAAAGUAUCUGUUGUU
This is a messenger RNA of Lycium ferocissimum, 1783 nucleotides long. RefSeq names its product FBD-associated F-box protein At2g26860-like. Gene Ontology annotation, molecular function: protein binding. Lineage: Eukaryota; Viridiplantae; Streptophyta; Magnoliopsida; Solanales; Solanaceae. Bases 150 to 1565 code for a protein of 471 amino acids. The transcript has a single exon. The record is from RefSeq and is a predicted model, not a curated record.